UGCAGCCAGCCAGGCUGGCUCAUGAGAUGGCAAAGGCCAAAGGAAGCAGAGGAGGGGCCGCCUUCACCAGUUGUCUUCUCUCCCAUCACCACAGGCUUCCUGCCCAAAGAAAAUGGCUACAGAAAACCACUCCACAGUGUCUGAGUUCAUUCUUGGGGGAUUAACCAACCGGCCAGAGCUCCAGAUCCCUCUCUUCCUCCUCUUCCUGGGGAUCUAUGUGAUCACCAUGCUGGGGAACAUGGGCAUGAUCACCCUGAUUGGUCUCAACCAGCAGCUUCACACCCCUAUGUACUUCUUCCUCAGUAACCUGUCCUUUGUGGAUCUCUGCUACUCCUCUGUCAUCACACCUAAAAUGUUGGUCAACUUUGUCAACAAGAAGAACAUCAUCUCCUCUACAGGGUGUAUGUCUCAGCUCUACUUCUUCCUUGUUUUUGUCAUUGCUGAGUGUUAUAUGUUAACAGUUAUGGCCUAUGACCGCUAUGUGGCCAUCUGCCACCCCUUGUUUUACAACAUCAUCAUGUCUCAUACUCUCUGCUGCCUGCUGGUGGCUCUGGUCUACACCAUGGGAAUCAUUGGGUCCACAAUAGAGACUGGCCUCAUGUUAAAACUGCACUAUUGUGACAUCUUCAUCAGCCACUACUUCUGUGACAUCCUCCCUCUCAUGAAGCUCUCCUGUUCCAGCACCUAUGAUGUGGAGAUGGCUGUCUUCUUUUUAGCUGGAUUCACCAUUAUAGUAACCAGCUUAACAGUUCUUGUUUCCUAUGCCUUCAUCCUGUCCAGCAUCCUCCGCAUCAGCUCUACUGAAGGCAGAGCCAAAGCCUUCAGCACCUGCAGCUCUCACUUUGCAGCUGUGGGGAUGUUCUAUGGAUCCACUGCAUUCAUGUACUUAAAGCCUUCCACUGCCAGUUCCCUGGCUCAGGAGAAUGUGGCCUCUGUGUUCUACACCACAGUGAUCCCCAUGCUCAACCCCCUCAUCUACAGCCUGAGGAACAAGGAGGUAAAGGCUGCCCUACACAAAACACUGAGGAGAAAACUCAUUUGAUGCAAAUGCUAGUCUUUCUCAAUAUAAGAGCAAAUGGCUGUGACACCCCCAAAAACCCCGACAAGGCUGCCCUCAAUCUGUCAUCCCAGGUGAAUGGAAACAUGCUUCUCCCAAUAGCUAAAUAUAUGCUUCAUCUUCUUUCCUCUUUUUUCUUUCUCU
Messenger RNA from Perognathus longimembris pacificus (Pacific pocket mouse), 1201 nucleotides. RefSeq names its product olfactory receptor 151. Gene Ontology annotation, molecular function: olfactory receptor activity; odorant binding; G protein-coupled receptor activity. The transcript has a single exon. Lineage: Eukaryota; Metazoa; Chordata; Mammalia; Rodentia; Heteromyidae. The record is from RefSeq and is a predicted model, not a curated record. Gene Ontology annotation, cellular component: membrane. Gene Ontology annotation, biological process: G protein-coupled receptor signaling pathway; sensory perception of smell. Bases 113 to 1042 code for a protein of 309 amino acids.